GUCUCCCGAUGGCGGCUCUCGACGGCUUUGACAACUUUUGUUAUCCCGUCUUGUUUGCCAGGGGCUGGGAGGAGGAGGCAGAGGUAGCGACCGUCACUCCGAAAGUGGUGCGAGCCCUCAGGUCUCCUCUAACGUCCCUUCCUCGGGCCGAGAACAGAACAACUGCUAAUAAAGAUGGAAUUUACCAGUUUGAACUGGAUGCAAAAUGUAAGGCAAUUCAGGACAACAUUUUGUCAUCAUCGAUCAAGAAGAAAAGGUAUCCAGAAGAUUAUUAUCUUCACAUAGUCAAAAAACUGCAGAACUGCACCUGGAUGAGGAGACCGGAAGAAUCAGCAGAAUUCAGGUCAGAGUUAGCUUCCUGCUGUAAUGCAGUUCACAAUUUUAUUGCUUCUCAAAACAACACCCCACUGGGAAGUAACAUGAGUUAUGAAGUGGACAGUAAAAAGACCAUCCUCAUUACAGAAGACAUUUUUAGAAUGCUGCCUGUGUCCUCUCCUCUUUCAGUUUAUCCCUUCAAGAACUGUGCUGUGGUUGGAAAUGGAGGCAUUCUGAAAAAUUCCAGCUGUGGAGCUGAAAUCGAUCGUUCUGAUUUUGUGUUUAGGUGUAACCUCCCUCCGACAAUGGGAAGCAUUAGCAAAGAUGUUGGCAAUAAAACAAAUCUUGUGACGGUUAAUCCAAGUAUCAUAGCUCAGAAAUACAACAAACUAAAUGAGAAGAAGACAGAAUUUGUGGAGAAUGUUGCGGUCUAUGGAGAUGCUUUCCUUUUAUUGCCAGCAUUUUCCUUCAGAAGCAACACAGCUACUUCUUUUAAAGUCUAUCAUACUCUGCAAGAGUUCAAAGCAACCCAAAGGGCAAUAUUUUUUCACCCCACUUAUCUGAAAAGUCUUGCCCAGUUCUGGAGAACUAAGGGUGUGAAAGCCUACCGGUUGUCAUCUGGUUUUAUGAUCACUAGUGCUGCUGUUGAGCUGUGUGAGAAUGUGAAGCUUUAUGGCUUCUGGCCUUUCUCAAAAUCCACAGAGAAGAUGCCAAUCAGCCACCACUAUUACGACAACCAGCUGCCCAAACCAGGUUUCCAUGCAAUGCCCAAAGAAUACAACCAGAUCCUUCAGCUUCAUGGCAAAGGCAUUUUGAAGCUGCAGUUUGGUAAAUGUGAAUCAGACUAAAAAGGGUGAUGAUCCAAAGGAGACAAUUUGUGUGUAUCUUAGCACCUCGAUGUUGGAUUUGAUCUGAUGUGAUUUUGUGAGCAUUAAACUGCGUUAUUACAAUAGAUAAAUAUUUGACAUUUGGGGAGAAAAGGAAGGGAUUUUUCACACAUUGAUUGCUACAUUUCCAAUUCUUAAGUAUUCAUUUUUUUAAUAUAAAAUAACAUUUAUGUGUAAAUUCUGAAAAUUCUGACUGUGGUUUUAAUUGUAGCAAAGCACAAUCUCAGGAUGGUGGCAAUAUAUAACAUUCAUAAUGUUUUUCUUAAAGUAUCAUUAAAUUAUUUUGAUGUAAGGUCUCUGGUUUAAUCAAUAUCAUGGAACACGGGCAAUAGUCACUGUAUGGUAGCUGCCCAGGUUGGUAGUGAAUGCUUUCAGUUAAGAACUCAGUCCUGUAAACACUGGUGUUAGUCUAUAUGAGAAAGGUGAUGAGAAGAGCUACAGUGGAGUUAUUAAUUCAGAGCUAAGUCAUUCUUAGUUUGUCCCAGGGUGCACAAAUGAAAAAAAAAUCCUUCAGGUUAGAGAUAAUCAAGUAGUUCACGUGCUUUAAUUUUGUGGCCAGUGAGUAAUGCUGUGGAUGUAAUGGGAUCAGUCCUGUGCAUUAUGUUAAUUUUGUGAAGAAGUGUUUGACGAACCAGAGCUGUAUAAUUAUUCUUAAAACCCUCUUCUUGCUUGUAUUCUUGUCUAAGGUCCAGUCCAGCUACAAAUGAGGACAAUCAACUAGGUUUCAUCUGCAUUCCCUGGAGUCCUGGUAGGGCAUGACUUUGCACACAUUCCUGCAAUCCCAGAUCCAUAUCUGUGCUGACAUACAUGAGGGUCUAUUCACAAGAAAAAAUAAUCAAUACCAGCCUUAGCAUUUUUUCUGUUUUGUUUUCAUCUAGCAUAACGCCUUUCCCUGUGUGACUACUGAUAAAGAAACUGCAUUGAGCAUUGUUAGAAGAACGUUUCUUUUAGAGCCAACCCCAACUCUUCUCCUAUACUGGGGCAUGUGAGAAAAAACUACAGUCACUUAAUUAAGACCCCAUGCAGUUCUUGCGCUUUAAGUUUCCAUAUGGUCCAGCGGAGCAACAUUCUGCAACAAGCACAAGUGAAAUAAAGAUUCACAUUAAUGUUAGUGGGAGCUACAGGCACUUGUUCCUCUAGCUGUGGCUGCUAGUAUAUUACUGCUUAUACUUUUUUACUGCAGAAAAAAAAAUUGUAGUAACCAGUUUCUCUUGCAAGAGGCUUUUUUUGAGUCUACUGAAUGAUCAAUUCAAUGAUAGAAUGUCCUUCCUAUCCUUUUAGUCAGAUACUAUUAGGUUUUUCCUUACUAAAACUCAUCUUACUGCAGUAGCACUAAAUCCCCAAUCAACUGAUAGUUUACAGAGCAUUCAGUAUUCCACUCAUUGAGGAUUAUUUGUGCAAAAAUAAAAAACAUCCAAAAAACCUACUAUAAAUGUAUUGAACCUUAUAAAAUAUACUUUUAGACUGAUAUCUUAUAAGAGCAUUUCUAUAUUGCUGUAAUAUUUGACAGCUUAACUUGCAACAGUUUUAUAACCACAUAAAUAAUCCUAGAAAUAUUUGAAUCAGUCUUUAUCAUUGCAGGUCCAUGUUCAGCAUUUUGAUCCAUUUCCAAGAUGAUAUCAGAAUCUCACUACUCCUACCCCAGAGUGGCCCUAAACUCAGCUACAUACAUCAGCACCAAGUUCAUUUUUUUUGCAAAACAAGGUUGUAAAAAAAUAGAUAGUGCUUUGGGAUGUUGAAUGACACCACAGAUACACAAGUAUAGGAUUGAAUAUCAGUAGGGCUUUUAAGAGAAGCAAGGAUGUCCUAAUUGAGCUGAUGGGCACAGCUGCCUUACCAGCUGGUGGCUGGAAGAGGCAAGCACAAGGGCUUUAUUCACUGAGACUGUUCUGGUUCCAGCACCACACAUCCAUGUUUUGUCCUCACGAGCAGUGGAAUUUGUGCCAGUUUCUGGCCACAGGCAUCUGCCACUCAUACAGAACUACUGCUGUAAGACCUUGCAUCCACGUUAUGAGUGUGGUGGAUGAUUGCCUGCUGCAAGACCCCAAUUACAAAUAGAAGACAAAUUUACUGCAAGAAGAGCUCUUUUAUGCCAUAAAUCACUCAUGUAGACUGUACCUGAGUGUAACGAAGCUGUGAGAAGUGGUGUACUCAUACUUCAUGAUAAAAACAACCUAUUGAGAACCACCUCAUAUUUCAUCCAGGAGACAAAAUACCUGUACUCAAGCAAAGUCUUAUUCCUGCCUAGUGUCAUGCAAUGGGGGUGAUCUCAGCCAUGUAGCAAUUCCUCCUUCUUGUUGUGUUGUGUUCUUUACAGCGUAUGGAUCAUUAUUUCAGAGGACUCCACAGAUUUUUUUUCUUUCCUUCCCAAAACUGUUUCUUUUUCUUCUGUCCUGGCUGGCUCCAUCUUCUUGAGCUCAGCCCAGGGAGAUAUCAGUGCCACAUGUGCAGUAGAGCAUUAAAGAGUUUCAGAGUCAGAACUACUGUUCUGUUUGGAGACAAGGAGUGUUUGCUAACGCAGCCAUACAGCUGUCCUCUGUGCUCCAGAAUAUUUCUUGCCACGUAAAUCAGAGUAGACUUUAUGUCCAGGCAAGAGUUCCAUUUUCUGAAAUGCUGUAAUUUUCAAGCUGUAAUAAGCACCUGCUGGAGCUUUAGUUUAGUUUAGUAACGUGGAUGUUGUGGUUGCAAUUAGGCAGCUGCAGUAGAUCCCUGACCAAUAUUUAUAGCCCUGGAUUUAAUGGAUCGGUCACAAAUGAGAGCAGACAAAGUUCUGUGAGAUGGACAGACACCUUGACUUUUUCGUGCUUUCAACAAAGUUGAAACUUGCCAGUGACCUGAAGGCGUGCUCCUUUAUGCUCUCUGAGCUGCCAGUGAUUUAUGUGGAGCGCAGAAUGUGUUUUUAAUAUAGCUUUCUCAGGCCUUGCUCCAGACAUGAAGCUAUUCUGUGAUGUUCAUCUCAUCCACUUCCCAUCAGAGGAGUGCAGAUCUUGCGCUUGGUUUUAUUACAGACCUUGCUGCUGUGUGCUUGAUGGCUACUUCUUGUUAAUUUGUGCACAGGCCAGGCAAGCUAACAGCAGUGUCUCUGUGUGACAAGGUCCAGUCAGAUUAAUGAAGAUUUGCUGAAUCCCAGGCACUGCGGUAAAAGAGGUUUUCUCUGACAGCUGAACAAAUUAUUUCUCAUUUAUUUUACAUCUGUGCCAGGUUAAUGAUGAAUAAAUAAGGUUUGUACCUGGCUGGGAAUGUUUAUGACAUUUUUGCAAGAAUGAGCCAAGAGCAGUUUUGAUUAAGGACUCUUGACCAAAGGUUAGGAAAGGUUUUUCAGCUUCUCUCCUCCAUUUGAGGAAUAAUCAUUUCUCAGGUUUGUGGACCUCCAGUGCUGUCACACGCUGUGGAGUGAAUACAGAGAUUAACUAGUUUUCUAAAGAUAGAAGCACAGACAAUGUGCUAAUAUUUCCACUUUACCUUUGCAGAGGCUGACAGUGUCCUUGCACAUGACUAGUUCACAGCAUCCUUAGAUUACAGCCUGCUUGUCUGCUUUUAUUCCUUUUUCUCCUUUAAAUCAGUAGUGUUGCGUUUUCCUCUAGGGUCCUGUGCUGCUAGGAGCUGGUUACUUCGUCUCCCUCAGGGGAACAUUAUGUAGUUCUGUGUGGUGUUUGCAGUGAGUCUGUGUGGCCAGGAAUCAAAAGCUACUAUGCACACAGCAUAGUGAAAUGCACUUAAGAUUGCUUGGCUUUCAGGCUCUGUGAAGGCAGCAUGGUGGGAUAUUCACCUUGCAUGACCUGAGCUGCUAAAAUCUGGGCUGUAGCUCCAUGGCGACUCAAGCAGUGAUGGCUGGCUGUGCGGCCCAGUCCCCUUCUUGCGCUUCAUCCCUUCCUCCAUGUGAUCUCUGGCACUGUGCCAUUUUGGCACUUCAAGCUGGCAAAACCUAACCUGGCAACAAAGACAACUGGCUCAUGCCAACAGAGCCAUGGGAAUCUCAGAGUCAAAGCAAAGGAGGGAAACACAGCAGGGCCCUUUUGGUGCCAGACAACUCUUGAGUAGGCCCAGCAGUCCCCUGUAGCCUCAGCUAAGCUGGGAGCUGGCACUGCUGGGGAUGUGAUAGGCUCCUGGGGGGCAGGUCAGCAGUACAGAGUGGUCACCCACAGUUAGUCUGUUCAGUAACGAAGAACUUUGGCUGGAAAUACUGUUUCUCAGUUCAUGAGCUGUAAGAUUGCACAAUCUUGCACACAAAUUGGCACAUCUGUCUUUGCUCAUCUCAUGCAACAUCUGCAGAGAUCAGGGCUGAGCAGGUCUGGCAGUUUUGAGACCAGUUAAUCUCACUUUGAUUCCGCAUCCUUUGGAUGAUAGUGAAACAUCUGGCAGCUUGUCCCUUUUGACAAAGUUCUCUAUCCUGUCCGAUUCAGGAAGUGAAGCUUAGUGAUCCAGCAUCUUCUGUGGCCUCCCCAAACUACCAGAUUAAAAAAAAA
Messenger RNA from Meleagris gallopavo (turkey), 5668 nucleotides. The record is from RefSeq and is a predicted model, not a curated record. NCBI's taxonomy places the organism in Eukaryota, Metazoa, Chordata, Aves, Galliformes, Phasianidae.